Sinocyclocheilus rhinocerous is the source of this 1512-nucleotide messenger RNA. RefSeq names its product CMRF35-like molecule 1. Gene Ontology annotation, molecular function: transmembrane signaling receptor activity. The record is from RefSeq and is a predicted model, not a curated record. Gene Ontology annotation, cellular component: plasma membrane. Lineage: Eukaryota; Metazoa; Chordata; Actinopteri; Cypriniformes; Cyprinidae. The coding region runs from base 72 to 1145 and encodes 357 amino acids. The transcript is spliced from 9 exons.
AAAACGGGAAGUGCAGCAGUUACUACAAAUGCAGUCAAACAACUCCAGAUACAGGAAGAGAAACUUACACAAUGGCCGCAUACGCAAAGACAAAAAUCUUCUACAUUUCCAUCGGGUUUUGGCUCAUUUUAGGUGUUAAAAGCUACGACGGUUGGUCAAACUAUGUAUUAACUAUUCAGACUGGAGGAUCUGUCACCAUCCCAUGUCAUUAUGACAAGAAAUACACACAGCAGAAGAAAUACUGGUUCUCAGAGAUUGAUAAAUCUAAUACAUACACAAACACAACAGAUGAGAAUCUGUCAGUAAUUGAUCAUCCUGAUCAGAGUCUCUUUACUGUGACUAUGAGAAACCUGCAGAACAAACACAAAGGACAUUAUUAUUGUGUUGUGGAGACCGGAGAACAACCACCGAUAAAUAUAACAUAUGAGCCUUAUCUCAAGAUUCAAUCUGCUCCUGAUGUGUCUGUGGUGAGCAGCAGUGUAUCUGGACAUGAAGGUGGUGAUAUCAGUGUUAAGUGUCUCUACAGUUCUAGAUAUCAGAAUAAACUCAAACAGUGGUGCAGAUAUAAAGAUCAGAGCUGUUACACAGUGGGGAGGACUGACACAUCCCAGAAUUCAUCAGUCCAGAUCAGUGAUGAUGAUGGGGGAAGAUCCUUCACUGUGCUGACGACUGGACUGAGACGGACUGAUUCUGGCUGGUACUUCUGCUCUGUGGGAGAUCUGCAGGUUCCAGUUCAACUCCUUGUUCAGAAGGACGAUAAAUAUAAAAAUACAUCUGAAAGUGAUGAUGCUGGUCUAUUUCCCUCCAUAUGCAGAAACCAAACAGCAAGCAAUGAUCCGGAGGACAGCAACUGCUCUCCUGGCAACUCUACUGACCAGAUGCACUGGAUUUUUCUCCUCUAUACUGCUGUGCCGCUGCUUCUGUUACUGAUGCUGGUUUUAGUCAUCUGGAGGCUUAUUAAAAAACACAAUGGGGCUUUGUCCAAACGAAGACCUGACGUCUGUUCUGUGGCAGAAGGUCCAAUGACUGUUGCAUACGACACUGUGGUCUUCAAGAAAGCAGAAGACCAUGUUCAAAACCAGGUCUCCAUUAGCCGUCCUCUUGAACGAGAAGAAGUGAUCUACAGCACUCCGAAACUUCACUAAUAACAGAUUAUCUCUGGCCAUUCACAUUAUGAAUAUUACAAUGUUAAGUAAUGGCAUUUUCUGUUUUACAUCAUGCGCAGUUUCUUGUAAAGCCGCAAAAGAUUUCAUGUGAGAAAGAAAAAGAGGAACUUAAGUGUUGCAUGCAUGCAGGGACAUGGUUGUGUCAGAUUAUUAUUUUACUCUUAAGAUUCUUGCCACAUCUGUAAAAACAGUGUGCAUGUUUGUAGAGAUACAUUUUCUUCUGCUUUUCUACUUUUAUUCUUAGUCGAUGUGAGAAGCAAAACUGAAACAUCUUUGCCACAUCAGAGACCGACACAUGAGUUCAGGUCAGCUUGCAAUUAGUUACACCACUUCAGAGAAACCCGAA